Molecule: messenger RNA, 1701 nt
Organism: Drosophila obscura
Lineage: Eukaryota; Metazoa; Arthropoda; Insecta; Diptera; Drosophilidae
Gene: Adgf-B
Product: adenosine deaminase 2
Exons: 2
Coding region: 81-1673 (530 amino acids)
Biological process (GO): adenosine catabolic process; inosine biosynthetic process
Molecular function (GO): adenosine deaminase activity
Source: RefSeq, a predicted model, not a curated record
ACGUGACAGUUUCGUGCGAGUUCAGUAAAUAAAUUGAGUAAGUCGGGGGAUUUUUCGUUCGAUGAAAAACUGAAUGACACAUGUCCAAGUAUUUGCCACGCCUGGCGGCACCCUGGAGGGGGCGGCCAUCGCUGAUGGCCCUGCGCCAUGCCACUACCGACUGUGACAAGAUCGCCCACACGACGGUCUCGAUGGGUCGCAGCCUGCGCAAGACCUCGCCGUCGGCCUACAAGAUCCUGCGCACCAGUGUGGCCAGGCUGGAGCAGAUGAUAGGCAUGGGCCACAGGAUCAGGCUGAGCGAAAAGGAGCAGGCAGCCAAUGCGGUGAUCAUGGCCGCGAAGCAGAAGGAGAUACAGAGAGGGCUGCUCGAUCCGUCCAAGUUCUCGCCGGGCAAGCACAUCUUUGAGACGCUGAGCAGCAUACGCAAGUCGCCGAUCUUUCGGCUGCUCAAGAAGAUGCCCAAAGGGGGCGUGCUGCACGCCCACGACACGGCCCUGUGCAGCACGGAGUUCCUCAUUGCGCUCACCUACCGCGAGCAUCUGUGGAUCUGCACCACGGACGAGGGCUGCAGGGCGAUUGCGUUCCGCUUCUCCGUGGACAAACCCACCAUGAAGGCCAUGGAGGCCUGCAACUGGGAGCCAAUGGAGGAGUUUCGUCAGCGGCGCGGCGAGGAGAAUGUGCGACGGUACCUGCAGCAGCGCUUCAGCAUGUAUCCGUUCUCGAACUUCACUUCGAACAACGAGGCGUGGAGCCACUUCAUGGGCAUCUUCAUCCUGCUGGACGGGCUGCUCUGCUACGCGCCGGUGUGGGGCGACUACUACUACAACGCCCUGCAGGAGUUCUACGAGGACGGGGUGCAGUAUCUGGAGCUGAGAUCCCUGCUGCCGCCGCUCUACUGCAUCGGCGGCGAGAUGCUGGCCAUCAGGGACACGGUGGCCAUCUACCAGUCCGAGAUGAAACGCUUCAAGGCCUCGCAUCCGGACUUCAUUGGCUCCAAGCUGAUCUACGCGCCGCUGCGUGGCGUCGAGCCCAAGGUGGUCGACGAAUAUGUCAAAACGGCGGUGGAACUGAAUAGGGAAUUUCCCGACUUCAUGAUCGGCUUCGAUCUGGUGGGCCAGGAGGAGCUGGGGCGACCGCUCAUUGAGUUUGUGGAGCCGCUGCUGAAGAUGCCCGAGCACAUCAACUUCUACUUCCAUGCGGGCGAGACGAACUGGUUCGGUUCGCCCAUCGAUGAGAAUCUGCUCGAUGCCAUUCUGCUGGGCACGAAGCGCAUUGGGCACGGCUACGCCAUCACCAAGCAUCCGCUGUCGAUGCAGCUGUGCCGCCUGCUCGACAUCGCCGUCGAGGUGUGCCCCGUCUCCAAUCAGGUGCUGCAGCUGGGCGUCGACUAUCGCAACCAUCCGGCGGCCCUAAUGAUAGCCGCCAAUGUGCCCAUUGUCAUCUCGUCGGACGAUCCCUCGUUCUGGCGUGUGGCCCCCCUGUCGCAUGACUUUUACUUUGCCUUUCUGGGCAUCGCCCCCAUGCAGGCGGAUCUGCGGUUCCUCAAGUGCCUGGCCCUCAACUCGAUCAAGUACAGCGCCCUGCGGGGCCACGAGAAGAAGGAGGCCUUCGCCAAGUGGCAGAAACUGUGGGACAAAUGGAUCGAUGAGGUGAUACAAAAGAACUCGGCGUAGCUUUCAUUAAAUUUCGCAUUUUAUUUGA